UGAAGAUGCUAGUUGAGCAUCAACCAGAAGCUGCGCGGAGAGUUGUGUAGUCGCAUCAUCCACAGGCUGGAUAUCUAUGAAGUAGCUUCUAUCCUAUCCUGUUGCAAAACCCAAACGAUCUCCGUCGUUGUUUUAGCGUUACUAAGGAAAGCGGUUUUCAUUUUCGUGGUUUAUUUGUUUUAUUUCAUUUUUCAUCCACAUUGGACGCAGGCGUGUUCAUGUCAAAGUCUUUCUGACUGGUCUGAAGAAAUUAAUUUACACCCAGGAAUCUUCAAUACUUUCAUUAAAGACAGAAGAAAAAGAGAGCGACCUCCUUUCCCUGCGAUUUGGAAAUAAUGGAAAUGGACUUGACUACUGACAUUAAGACGCCUUCAUGAAGGGGACAAGAAAAACGGACCACUGUUUGUAGUAAUUUUUGUGAUCAGUGCUGAUUGCCUUGAUUUUCUCUUAAGAUUUUCUCCUUGUGGAUUCUGUCUUCUCGGCGGAUAUGCGCUUUCAUGGAAUUGCAACCCGAGAAUAUAUCAUUAUUUGAGCCUUUUUUGAGAAUACAUGGGGCUCCGCACCUAUUUUUAUUAAUAUGUAUUUACAUGCAACUGGAAACAUGGUGUUGAGAAUAACCAUGGUGGAACGUCAUUAGCACCAACCGGUUUAUUUUUUUUUUAUUGAUGUGGACCCGCGCAACGGAAUGUACUGAUUGAGACUUAUCACCGUUUUACGGAUUUUGUUACUGCUUCAAAAUGGUCGGUUCGACAUUAUUCCUGGCUAGCAGUUGUCUCCUGAUGUGAACUGCGCAGAUUUGAUGAGUAGUCCUCCGCCAGUUUUCCCGCACCCGUGCAGAAUGUAUGAAUUCUUAUUUUCUGUCAGCAGACUUUUCACAUAAACUGAAAAUAGAUGAGCUCUGAAUAGUGCACGGGACUCUGUCACAACAGUGCACACAGCGUAGGCCUAAGUGAAAUUAAUUCAGCACCAGUUGCGAGCCUUUUUAUUUUCGAUAUCAACGUGUUUUUCUCGGUAACUUUUAUGUGGGGACAUACAGAAAUAUUUGGAAUACUGUAAUAAGAUGCGCAGAUAAAAAAUAAUCAGUCGAUGAGAUGCAUGUGGUGAAAAGAAGAAAAACAUCAACAGGUACGAUACACUUGAAGGAGAUGGAAUUUAUACACAUUUUCGUGUUUUUAUUGUUUUGCUGGACUGGUGCCGACGCUCUGUUCACUAGGACAUACUAUGUGAAAGAGGAGCAGCCAGCAUACACGAAAAUAGCCAAUCUUACCCAAGAGUUCAUCGACACGAAGUUUGCCGGUGCAAAUCAGUCCGUUUCCUUUCGCAUUAUCUCUAGCUCUGAGCCGAGAUGGGUGGAAAUCGACAACAUGGGGGUUCUAAAAACCAAGCAGAAAAUCGACCGAGACGUGGUUUGCCGCCAUAACCCCAAAUGCGUUGUAACGUUGGAACUGAUGUCAAACACCAUGGCUAUAUGUGUGAUCAAAAUCGAAAUAGAGGACCUGAACGACAACGCGCCAAGAUUCCCAACAGACCACAUUGAUAUAGAAAUCUCUGAAAACGCCGACCCGGGGACAAGAUUUCCCCUAGAGGGGGCAAGUGAUCCGGAUUCGGGGAGCUAUGGAGUUCAAACCUAUAGCAUCACCCCGAAUGAGCUCUUCGGACUCGAGAUUAAGACCAGGGGGGACGGUUCUAAGUUUGCAGAGCUUGUUGUCGAGAAGCCUUUAGACCGAGAGGUUCAGUCUAGAUAUGAUUAUUCCAUUACUGCAGAGGACGGGGGAGACCCCCCAAAGUCUGGCAGGGUGAAACUAAACAUCAAAGUAAUAGACUCCAAUGACAACAACCCCGUUUUUGAUCAGGCUGUAUAUUCAGUGAAAGUGAUGGAGAACUCUCCCAUCAACACAGUUGUUAUUAAUCUUAACGCAACAGAUCCAGAUGAAGGCACAAAUGGCGAGGUUAGGUACUCAUUUAAUAGCUACGUCAGUGACAAAACAAGAGAAGCUUUUAAAAUUGACCCUAAAACGGGCGUCAUCACUGUCAAUGGGCCACUGGACUACGAAACGACGACAGUUUACGAAAUCGACGUUCAAGCCAAAGAUUUAGGCCCGAAUUCUAUACCUGCACACUGUAAAGUCAACGUAGAGGUCCUCGACGCAAACGAUAAUGUGCCAGUGAUUAACCUCCUACCAGUGAGUAGUGAGAUAGAGGAGGUGAGCGAGAACGCUGGGCCAGAGUAUGUUAUUGCUUUAGUGCGGGUUUUGGAUAAAGACUCUGGUUUGAACGGAAAAGUCAAAUGCAAGCUUCUAGGUAAUGUGCCUUUCAGACUCCAGGAGUAUGAGACCUUUUCAACCAUCCUUGUUGCUGGCAAACUGGACAGAGAGGAAAGAGACAGGUACAACCUGACAAUUCAAGCUGAGGAUAGUGGUAACCCCUCACUGAAAACAACGAAAUCAUUUGCUGUCAAAAUCAAGGAUGAAAAUGACAAUCCACCCCACUUUACCAAGCCGCAUUACCAGACCAUGGUUAUGGAGAACAACACCCCUGGUAAACAUUUAUUCACGGUGACUGCGAGAGACCCUGACAUGGGCUUAAAUGGCUCUGUAACGUACUCCAUUGUAGAAAAGAAUGUUCUGGACAUGUCCAUCUCCUCAUAUGUCCAAGUAGGUCCCACCACAGGGGAGAUUUACGCGCAGAGAUCUUUUGACCACGAAAUGACAAGGUCUUUCGAAUUCAACAUUAUGGCCAAAGACCAGGGCCAGCCAUCUCUUAGCAGUACAGCCACAGUAAAAAUCGUUGUAAUAGAUGUCAAUGACAAUAUUCCUUUCAUCACGUCUCCCCGUCUGGUGAAUGGCACCGCAGAGGUGUCUAUCCCCAGAAACGCGGGAGUUGGCUACCUGGUUACCCAGGUGAAAGCCGACGAUUACGACGAGGGGGAAAACGGUAGACUGACAUACUCCAUCACUGAGGGAGACAGGCCUUACUUUGAAAUCGACGAGAUGAACGGGGAGAUUAGGACUACGACGACUUUUUCCGACAGAACCAAGACGACCUACGAGAUCACGGUGAUGACACACGACCACGGGAAGCCGUCUCUGUCCGCGUCUGCAUACAUCGUCAUCUACGUUUCCCCGGACCUGAACGCACAGGAGUCUAUUGGAACGGUCAACCUCUCCCUGAUCUUUAUCAUCGCGCUGGGCUCCAUUGCUGCCAUCCUGUUUGUCACCAUGAUAUUUGUGGCAGUCAAAUGCAAACGGGAUAAUAAGGAGAUCCGAACAUACAACUGCAGGGUGGCGGAGUACUCCUACGGCAACCAGAAGAAGUCCAGCAAGAAGAAGAAGCUGAGCAAGAACGACAUCCGCCUGGUGCCGCGCGACGUGGAGGAGACGGACAAGAUGAACGUGGUGAGUUGCUCGUCUCUCACCUCCCCGCUCAACUACUUCGACUACCACCAGCAGACCCUGCCCUUGGGCUGCAGGCGCUCGGAGAGCACCUUCCUCAACGUGGAGAACCAGAACUCGCGCAAUGCCGCGCCCAACCACGGCUAUCACCACACCUUCACUGGCCAGGGCCCGCAGCAGCCCGACCUCAUCAUCAACGGCAUGCCACUGCCAGAGGUGAGACUUUCGCUCCGUCCUAACCAACUCCGUCCUAUAACAGCCAGGGCAGCUCUUGUGUCUGAAAAGCCCUCUUACCUGGGCCAUUUAUUUGCUCAGGCGGGGUGUGCUGGGCUGGAGCCGGAGCCGGUGCCGGCGCCGCCAGAGGUCGGCGGUGGCCGCGAGGGGACGCGGCGGGCGGGCGGCCGUGAUUGUGCAUUGUCCCCGCGCUCGCCGAGCAGUGUAAUGAGCUGUGGCGCUUGCACUCGCGCCUGGGCCUGCCCGGCCUAA
This is a messenger RNA of Alosa sapidissima (American shad), 3878 nucleotides long. RefSeq names its product protocadherin 19 (gene pcdh19). Gene Ontology annotation, molecular function: calcium ion binding. Bases 1092 to 3878 code for a protein of 928 amino acids. The record is from RefSeq and is a predicted model, not a curated record. The transcript has 3 exons. Gene Ontology annotation, biological process: homophilic cell-cell adhesion. Gene Ontology annotation, cellular component: plasma membrane. Lineage: Eukaryota; Metazoa; Chordata; Actinopteri; Clupeiformes; Clupeidae.